Aspergillus oryzae RIB40 is the source of this 1050-nucleotide messenger RNA. RefSeq names its product histone chaperone napB. Gene Ontology annotation, molecular function: histone binding; chromatin binding. The coding region runs from base 1 to 1050 and encodes 349 amino acids. The record is from RefSeq and is a predicted model, not a curated record. The transcript has 3 exons. Gene Ontology annotation, cellular component: chromatin; nucleus. Gene Ontology annotation, biological process: nucleosome assembly. Lineage: Eukaryota; Fungi; Ascomycota; Eurotiomycetes; Eurotiales; Aspergillaceae.
AUGUCCACCGACUUUGGAGCUUCGUUGCUUGAUCGCCUCCAGGGAUCCGAGCCCACUGAGGCGCAAUUGAAGAAGAUGUCUUUCCUCGAAGAGAAGCGCUCUCGCAUUGACGUCGACUGCCUUCGCGACAGCACCCUGAAGAUGCAUGAUUGGUACAACGAGCGCGAUGCUUUCGUCAACGGAAACGAUGAAAUCAAGGAGAACUUCUGGGUUCGCGUCUUCGCCAAUGCCCCUAGCGAGAUCGACCAGUACAUCAUGACCCCUGAUGCGGCGGCUCUGGGAUCUACCCUCACGAACCUGAAGGUGGAACGAUUCGAGCUUAAUGAGCAGGGCCAGGGUGAGCCCCGCAGCAUUCGCUUAACCUUCGAAUUCCGUACUGGCGAGGAAAACCCAUUCUUCGAGAACGAGAAGCUCGUCAAGGAGCUCUACUGGCGCAGGAGGUCCGUCAAGAAUGCUGAUGGCAAGACCAAGUCCUGGGAGGGCCUUGUCUCCGAGCCGGUUCGCAUUCAGUGGAAGAAGGACAUGGAUCUCACUAAGGGCUUGCUCGAUGCGGCUUGCGACCUGGCCGAGGCCGAGAAGGGUGGAAAGGACCGCAAGAAGCUCCCGGAGUUGGAGAAGCUGAAGAACAAGAUUGUUGAGCUGGAGACCACUGCUGACCAGGAGGAGGAUGAGGAUGAGGAUUUCCCCCUCAGCCCCGCAGGCGCAAGCUUCUUCGCCUUCUUCGGCUACCGGGGUAACGAUGUAUCUGCAGAGGAGUCGAAGGUCGCUACUAAGCAGGCUGACGAGCGCUUUGCCAAGUUGUCUAAAGGAGAGACAGUCGAGGAUGAGGAGGAAGAGGAGGACGAAGAAUUCGAAGACAUUGAGGUCUUCCCAGACGGAGAGCAGCUUGCUAUCGCCAUUGCCGACGAUUUGUGGCCCCAUGCUCUCGAACUUUUCAAUCGCGAUGAGGGGAUGGAUAUCGAGGAACUCGAGGGUGACGUUGAUGACGAAGAUGAGGAUGACGGAGACGACGAGGAAGACGCACGCCCCAAGAAGAAGACCAAGGUGUAA